AUGUUCGGACACAGGUUUGCUCUUGAGGUUGCAGUCGUCAACAAUCUCGAGGAUAGAAUACCGAUGACAAGAUGGGUAAGGACCAUCUUCUUCGCUGUGGACGCUUAUGCGAAUGAUGAUGAAGAGCAUAAGGACGCAAAGCCUCCGCGAUUAAGUGGAUCCUGGUGGCGACAUAUGCUGUAUACUGCUACAGCACCCGAUAAUAAUCGAAAUUUGUAUGUUGGAACCACUAAGCAAGAAGUGAUCAAUUUACUCCCUGAUGUAGAUCACACCAAAGCUAAGCCACCAUAUUCUGAGCAGGCAAUCCUAGGUACUGAGCAACUAUUUAAUCCCCACGAAAGUAAAAGAGAACGAGAAGAAGAGUCGGAGGAAAUGCCAGAGUCCAAGAAAGCCAAGGGAUUCGAUGUGUCGGCGAAUUUUGGGGAAAUCGAAGAAGAAAAGCCACACUCACCAAGCUAUACGCGAUAUCUGGCAUGGUUAGAGAAGCACAAUGGAGAGUAUUCAGACGAUGAACCAUCAAUUCCGACAUGGGAUGAUUGGCAAAUGCACCGACUGGAUCAGAAGUAUUGGACAACGGAGACAGAGGGGAAACUACGACGACCGUCAUUGGAACAUUAUUAUGCGUAG
Penicillium angulare is the source of this 627-nucleotide messenger RNA. RefSeq lists its product as uncharacterized. The transcript has a single exon. The record is from RefSeq and is a predicted model, not a curated record. NCBI's taxonomy places the organism in Eukaryota, Fungi, Ascomycota, Eurotiomycetes, Eurotiales, Aspergillaceae. Bases 1 to 627 code for a protein of 208 amino acids.